This is a messenger RNA of Passer montanus (Eurasian tree sparrow), 2144 nucleotides long. RefSeq names its product DnaJ heat shock protein family (Hsp40) member C24 (gene DNAJC24). The record is from RefSeq and is a predicted model, not a curated record. NCBI's taxonomy places the organism in Eukaryota, Metazoa, Chordata, Aves, Passeriformes, Passeridae. Gene Ontology annotation, biological process: positive regulation of ATP-dependent activity. The transcript has 5 exons. Gene Ontology annotation, molecular function: ATPase activator activity; ferrous iron binding. Bases 991 to 1431 code for a protein of 146 amino acids.
CCGCGGCGGCCUCCCCGGUUGUGCGGAGCGGUGCCGAGAGCGCGGCCCCGCGGCUGGCAGGACGGGGGCGAGGGGCUGUGCCCGGCCCCGUGGGGCUGGCCCCUGCCGGGUCUGAAACACGUCCUUUCCUUCCCCCGUAAAGGAAAGUUCAUUUUCAAGUGCGGCGGUAGUCAGCAGGAAGCAGCUUUAGGGGAAAAAAACCAAAAAAAAAAAAACCAAAAAAAAAAACCACCAAAAAAACCCCACCAAACCUAUUUUUUUUUUUCUUUUCAGAAUUAAUUUAUAGUUUUAGAGCUUGUGUGUUUAUGAAGCUCUUGCCUGCUGGCAGUGCUCUUGGGAUUCCAGCCCACCUAAGAAUCUGCGUGGAGCUCAAGCAUUGCCAUUCUGCUGCUGGCACUUUGUUCUCGUGUUUGUUUUUUUCCUUUCUGGGUCAUUAGCUCGAUGAAAGACGGCCAAAAUUGAAACCCACACUCCUCGUUAGGUUUUGCUUAGUGACCUGUGCUAACUUUGUAUGUUUUGGUUCAUUUUUGCUUAUUUGUUUUUACGUGCUUUCUUGCUUUAAGAAAGUUCUUACUCAGCAGGAUGAAGGUGUUUCCAUGCUCUGAAAAAGUCAUUUUGUAAAAACAAACACACACCUUUUCUUGUGUCUUCUUGCAUUGCUCUUAUUCCCCUUUUAAAAAACGUCACCCUUUUCUGUACUCCAUGUUUUCAUGUGUUAAGUACAGUAUUGCUUCGAAGUCAAAAGUUUGUUUUAAAAAGUGUCUCUGUAAAAGGUGUGUCUGUAACCUGGGCCAUUUCUGAAGUUCAUUUUGCAUACAAAUGAUUUUUAAAGAAGUAUGGAUGGCUUCUGAACAGGAUGUGCUGAGGCACUGGACAGGAAACACAAGAUUUCACAUUUGCCAGGCUGUGGGAUGGAAUGGCCCCGUUGUGAUUUCGUGGAUUUGAUUUUCUGGUGCAGUGCUGAGGAAGGGGUUGCAGACCCAGCAGGCCAUGGCCCUGGAGAGGGUGAAGCAGAAGGACUGGUACAAGGUCCUGGGGGCCAAACCCUCGGACAGCCUGGCAGAACUGAAACAGAAAUACCAAAAACUUGCUUUGGUGUAUCACCCUGACAAACAGGAGGCAGACGUGGCGGCGGCCGAGGCGGAGGAGCGCGUGCAGCGGUUCAUGGAGAUCCAUCAGGCGUGGAAAAUUCUGGGCAACGAGGAGACAAAAAAAGAGUAUGACCUGCAGCAGCGUGAAGAUAACCUGACAAAAGAAUGGCCACUUCAUGAACAGAUUUAUCUUGAGGACAUGUCCUGGAAUGAAGAUGAACAACUCUACACUCUGUCCUGUCGAUGUGGUGGGAAUUACAGUGUCUCCAAGAGUGAAACCGAAGAUGUAUCUUUAGUUUGUUGUGACACAUGUUCACUCGUUAUCGAGAUCCUGCAAUGAUUGUUUCAGUGAAGCACAUUGAGUGUGACAAACGUUUCAAAAGGCUGGACAAACAAGUGACAGCACCUGCUAAAGAAAUGUAUGUUAAAGAAGAAGGGGGCACUACAAGAACAAGUUCAUUCAGGGUUAAAAAGGACACGUGCCCCAUGAGGCUGGGCUUCUCCUUCUGCAGCUGAAGAGCUCAUUACUCCACACCUCCAGCCCAGAACAGGAGUUUGUACAACUGGAAUGGAUCUCCUGAUCUAAAGGUUUCUUUCCCAGCAAACAACAGAGUAGCUUCUUCCGAUUUCAGUCUGAAGCAGCUCUUGGGCCCUUCUUCUGAGGUUAAAUCCUUUUAACAGCUCAGAUGACAAAAUUCAAUCAGGAGGCACAGAUGUGAGAACACUUUGAAGAUAAUGAAGAGCAAGGUUCAGCAGUGGGAAACAGGAACGUUUUCUAUUUGUAAGCUAAAUGUUUAAGUUCAUGAAAUCCUCUCAAGGGCUGGAGCCUAGAAGGAGGAGGCAAAGGCUGGCAGCUGGAAGCCGUGGCUGUCCCUGCCCUGUGACAGUGCCAUCACCUGGGCAGCCUGGAGCAGGAGCACGUGUUGAGCUGAGGCUCUCUGUGUCAGGACAAACAGAGUCAUCAUUCCUGAGAGGAAAGCUAAGGAGGAAGCUGGGCUCUGACCCCACUGGGCAGUCAGAGGAAACCCCACAGCACUCCUGGGAGUGACCAGC